Messenger RNA from Durio zibethinus, 3607 nucleotides. NCBI's taxonomy places the organism in Eukaryota, Viridiplantae, Streptophyta, Magnoliopsida, Malvales, Malvaceae. The record is from RefSeq and is a predicted model, not a curated record.
UUUUAAAAGUAAUUAACUCAGAAAAUUUUUAACUUUACAAAUGAAGGCAGAGGGUAGAUAUGUGCUAAAAUUUUUGUUGGAUUUCCUUAAAAAAAAGAAAGUAAAACUAAUUCAAAUUAGCAAUUUAGCAUUUUUAUUUGAUUUUUCUCUAAAAAUAUAACUUUAUUUUCUUUGUAAGUAGAUUUAUGCUACUUGUGAAGAUGGAUAAGUUACAUUCUACCAUUUUUUAGCAUUAAUUGAUAAUUUCCAACCAGCCAACAAAUCGGUAAAUUUCCAUCUAGUAGGGCCUUAAAUUAAGUCAAGUUCUGAAUCUGAUCCCACACUAUAUCUCUACAACAGCCUAAGGAGCAAUGUCGUUUAAAAUUGGUGCAAUUGGUUGGAAAGUACAUGACAGACCGUUAUUUCAGGUCCAAAGUGGUCCUUAGAGCCUCAAUUUCUUUAGAAACAUUCUCUCAUUUAUAGCCAAUGGAUACUCACCACCCAAAUUAAAUUUUGAAUCCUUAAACCGAACAGAACCUUUAGUUUCUUGUCUCUCUUCUCCUUCCUCGUACACAGACAAGAGUGAGAGAGGUCAUGAUCUUGGUCUGCUAAAUGCCACCCAGGUCAUGAUCUUCCAUCUCUCCACCCUUUAAGCACAUUAAUGUGAUCUUCAGUUCGAUCCUUAUCAAUCCCAAAACCACUUUUGGCUUUUGUUUCUUUGUAUUUUAACCUUUUAAGAGAUGGCAAAACGAUCAUUCAAGCAGUUUGUAGAACAAGAACUUGGAAAAGUGGCAAAGUUUUUUAUUUAUGCAGUGCUUGAAUGGAUGAUGAUAUUUGUUCUGUUCAUUGACGGGUUUCUUGCUUUUUUCGCAAGCGAAUUUGCCAGGUUCUUUGAGUUGCCUAUCCCUUGCUUGCUUUGCACCAGGAUUGAUCAUGUCCUUGUUAGAAGAAAUGCUGAUUUCUAUUACAAUGAUUCCGUAUGUAAAAAUCAUAAGAAGAAAGUUUCAUCUCUAGCAUUCUGUCAUGCUCACAAGAAGCUUUCUGACAUAAGAAAAAUGUGUGAAAGCUGUCUUCUCUCCUUUGCAACUGAGAAAGAAUCUGAUUGUGAUACUUACAAGUCCCUUCUGGGGAUCUUACACAAGGAUAUUGAAUUGCUUGUUGAUGAAGAUCAUGAAGUUCAUCUGUCAUUGCCUGCUGGAAAAAAGGAUGAAGUUCUUGAGAAGAGCAAUGAUCAAUGGUGUUCAUGUUGUUGGCUGCCAUUGAAGAUCAAAUCCUCCUAUGCAAAAGUGAAGAAUUCUUCCCUGUCAUCCCUAGCUCCUGCUCCAUCUCCCCGGUCUCCAGCCUAUCGAAAUUUGUAUUUGUCACACAUAAAAUAUACGGAGCUCAAGCUUAACUCGGACGAAUCAGAGGUUCACGAGGAUAUUGAUCGCACCAGGGGAAUAAUCCUUGAAAAGCCAUUCAGGGAAGAUGCCAAGGCUGCUACAAUACCAUUGCUGAUGGAUGCUGAUGAUGAAGAUAAGACCCCUCACUUUAUCAGGGGAAACAAGUUUUUUGGAAUCUCACUAUCAGAGUCGGCAACAAACAGUCCUAGGUGGACAAGAAUUCCAAGGAAAUCACUGCUUGAGAAAACAGUGUUUGCUUCAGAAUCUGGAGAGGGGCAAGUGGCAAAUGAGGCAGAAGGUGAUAUUUUGCAUCAUUUGAAGAGACAAGUUCGUAUGGAUCGCAAGUCACUGAUGGCUUUGUACAUGGAACUGGAUGAAGAAAGAAGUGCAUCUGCUGUGGCUGCUAACAAUGCAAUGGCCAUGAUCACAAGGUUGCAAGCUGAGAAGGCAGCUGUUCAGAUGGAGGCCUUGCAAUACCAGAGAAUGAUGGAGGAGCAGGCAGAAUACGACCAAGAAGCCCUACAAGAGAUGAAUAAUUUUCUGGCCAAGAGGGAGGAAGAAUUUAAGGAUUUAGAGGCUGAACUUGAGGCUUACAGAAAAAAAUAUGGAUGCUUAAAGGAAGUUGAUUUUAAAGGACAAGGAGAUGAGAGUGACGAGGGCUACCAAGUCUUGAAACUGCCAUGUUACUCAUCCGACAAUGGAAGAGCUGAAUGUAACAGCCCUACUCGUAGCCUUAAUGAAGGGUCCAAUACUGGAGAAAAAGCACAGAAUCAUGAUCAGUCAGAUUCAAUGCAUGACGAGGUCGGAGAGGAAGGGUUUAACACAUCAAAGAAAGUUUCGGACCGGUUGAAAAAUCGAGAGAAGAAACUGCAGAUUUCAUCAGAUGGUGAGGGUGUUUCCUCAAAGCCUAGUAGCAACGAUGAUGACAACUUGGAAGAAGAGACAGGAAAUGGAAGUAAAGCAGUCCUAAAGAGUGAAUUGUGCCGAAUUCAUGAAAAGAUUGCGGCUCUUGCAGCAGAUGGACUUCUGAAACAUGUUAAUGAUAUUACAGAUGAAAUAGGCAGCGAUGGAGCAAAACUAUUAACAGAAAUUUCUCAGAGUCUACAAAAGCUUCAACACUAUGUAACAAUGUCUUAUUCUGAAAGCAGAGAUGGAUAAUUAUCUUCCAAACCAUUACUGGUAAAUGUUUUUGCUACCAAUAACUUUUAUCAAACCACUGGUAUGAAAGCAAAUGCACGACUACUUGCCACUUAAAAACUUAGCAGAUACCACUUUGUUUUAGGUUUUUGUCAUAUACUUCUAAGAAACCUGUAUACAUAGACAGUACUAUGCUAAACUAUAUGCUUUUUGAAAGUAAAUUUUUGUUUUUGUUCUUUUUUUUUGUUAGGAUGCAUAUAUGAUCUUGCUUGUUUUGAAGCUUUUGGAGCUCUCCUCUUUUGGUCCCUCCUAUGGCAGGAGUAGCAGCAAGUUGAGCUUUGCGAUGACUUGGCAAGCAAGCUGUUGAGCUGAGAUGGAAUCCAUCAUCAAUUAUCUGAGAUUCUAGUUGAAACUUGAAACUAGUGGUAGGCAAAUGCUAGCACAAAAAUGAAAAUGGUUAAUUGACUAUAUCAAACUCACUUCGCAUAUUGUUGCUUCAACCUUAAAAAAAUCUAGAAGAUUGUUAAAGCGAUGAGAUCAGGGUUCAGGGAAGACAGAAAAAAUCAACCCACAAUUUCGAAGUGCUUUGUAACUGAAAUGUUAAUUGGUUUUCUUCCAUUUGUUUUGUUUUUGUUUUGGUUUUUUUGGCUUUUUCUUUGGUUUUCUAAACUUUCCUCACCCACUAAACCAACGUCAGCGAAAAUUUUAAUUCCACAUGUGAAGUAAAUGUGUUUUUUCUUCAAAAGAAUGCAUUCACCAAGGAAGUGACUCUACCUUCCGAAUCUGAGGGUAUAAUCCACCUAAAAGGAAGUCAAAGAAUAGACAAGACACUGAAUUUUAAACCCAAAAUUUAACUCAAUUAAUUUAUACAAUUAUUCUUAAAAAAUAACAUUCAAUUACUCUUAAAAAGUGAAAUUCAAUAAAUCUGAGAUUUAAUCUUGCACCUGCAACCCUCUUCUUUAUCCCAGAAUAGGGCUUCCUGUGUAAAAAUAAACAAAUAAAUAAACAAGAAACAGCUCUCACACAACAUUUACAGAAAAAAAUUGGAACAUGCAUUAUCACCCCUGAUGAUUUAAAUUCGUAAUACAGAAAAAAAAAAAAUCCCUUGU